CUCCAGACGCGCAGUUUAAGCGCUGUAUUGGUUGCGUGGAGCUCCCGGUGCCGCUAUGUGAGAGCAUUAUCCCGCACAAAUAGGCAAGAAACUAGUUUUUCAUACAGAGCGCUGUACACAUAACACAUAUCUUCGUCGGACAUAGCUAUAAUAUUAUAGAAACAGACAGGAGCAGAGAAAGGGGAUGCCGUAGGCCCUGAGGCGGGACGGCACAGCGGAGCAGAGAUGAGCCUGACGUCCUGGUUCCUGGUGAGCAGCGGGGGCACCCGGCACCGCCUGCCCCGGGAGAUGAUCUUCGUGGGGAGAGACGACUGCGAGCUCAUGCUGCAGUCCAGGAGUGUGGAUAAGCAGCAUGCCGUCAUCAACUAUGAGGCAGCCAGCGACCAGCACAAAGUGAAGGACUUGGGGAGCCUUAAUGGGACGUUUGUGAACGACGUCAGAAUCCAGGAGCAGAUGUACUUCACUCUGAAGAUGGACGAUAAGCUGAGGUUUGGAUAUGAUACCAACCUGUUCACCGUGGUGCGGGGAGAGCUGCAGGUCCCAGAGGAGGCGCUGAAGCACGAGAAAUUCACCAGCCAGCUCCAGCUGAGCAAGAAGCAGUCCAAAGUGGACUCACCUAAACCAGCCAAGCCACCUGUGGCCACGCCCCCUGAGAGCAAGGCUGUGGAGGGGGCCAGCGAGGGGCCGUCUAAACCUGCAGACACCCACAAGGGGGAGGACAAGAUGGCAGGGGACUUAUCAACGGUGCAUCGGGGGACGCCUCUGUACGGGCAGCCAUCUUGGUGGGGGGAUGAAGACGCUGACGAUGAGAAUUCCUUCAAACAGGAAACAAAAUCAUCCAGCAAGAAGCAAGAGAAUAGUGGAGCAGGCAGCACGGAGGCCCAGCGAUGUGAGAACUCCAAGGAUGACGGGCUCUACAGUCUGGGCUCUGAGCCCAGCUACUUUGAAAUCCCCGCCAAAGAGGCGCAGAAGGCAGAGAGCAGCAUCCACGAGGUCCCCACCAAGGACACCGAGGGCGUGGCCGUCGCCCCGGCAACUGCCGUAGCGCUGGCCGCCAGCGCUCCCGGCCACGCCUCUUUCACCAUCGAGUUUGACAACACCUCCCCCGGGAAGGUCACCAUAAAGGACCACGUGGCCAAGUUCACCCCCGACCCCCGACCCCGCCCCAGGAAGUCGUCCCUGCAGGGCGGGGCGGGGCUGAGCACGCUGCAGGCCGCCAUCAUGGCCUCGGAGAGCAAGGUAGCCGACUGGCUGGCCCAGAACGAGCCGCCGCUGGCCCGCCGGGAUGCCGCCAAGCAGGGCGGCGAGAGCGUCCAGAGUGACGUGGGGGUGCAGCUGAGGCGGCUCAAAGGCAGUAAGCAUGUGGACGGGACGCAGAGCGACUCAGAGAACGGGGCGGGGCUCCGCUUGGGCAGGAAGCCAGCGCUGGAGGAGCGGCUGCAGGCGGGCCCAGGUCGGGCGGGGCAGGGCGUGGCCAGGGCCGGAGGCGGGCCUCGCGGAGGCCCUUCUGAUCGGUUUGAUGAGGCAAUCCCGCGACGAGGAGUCGUACUCCUCUCUCAGACGGCGCCCUGUGGGCGGGGCCGGCCCGGCCCCCGCGCGCCCGGCGACUGCGCCAUGGGCGGGGUCUCCGCAGAUGUGGCCUCCGCCCUGGCCGCCGUCGCCCCCACCGCCUCCCGCCUGCUCCUCAAGCAGAGGUCCGAAGACCCCUCCGGGUCAGGACGGGCCCCCACCAGCGUGGGGCAGCAGGCGGCCCCCGCCGACCUGCCCAAAUCUGCCCCCGCCCCCGGAGAGACCACGGAUGACCACAUGACAGGGCACCUCACCACGAGUGGGCCCGCCCUGGAGGCGGCUCGCCGCAUAUCGAAUCUGACCCCCAAACCCCUCCGUUACGUGGCCAGCGCCCCCGCUCAGCUGACCCCAAACCCCGAUGCGCCCCCCAAAACCCGCGGUACUCACCAGUGUACAGUCUACCCUGUGUUUGGGGUGGAGGGGAACCGGGACUCUGCCAGAACGGGACGUCCUGAACACCUGCAGGAAGGAGCAGAGGCUAAACCGCCUGGCUGUAGUGCAACAGAGAUUCUUCCGGAAGACUUGGUUGCCCUGGGCAGCUCUUCCUGGGUCUCCCAGUGGGCCAGUUUAGCUGCCAAUCACACAAGGACCGACCCUGAAGGUUCAGGGGGGGAGGCCACGGCCUUGGUCCUAGAGAAAGACGCUGAUGUCAGCGGGUCAGGCCAGUCUGCUGUGUGCUCCAGCGGGCAUACGGAGCGCAGGAGGAGGGCCCUGCCGCAGCUGCCCGGCGAGGAGAGGCCCCAGCUGGGCCGGGGCCCCUGCAGCAUCGGGGAGAAGCAGGACACCGAGCCCCAGGAGAAGGACCGGCCUCCCCGGCCCGGGCACAGGGGGGGCGCCGGCGCCAUGGCGACCGCGGGGACGCAGGCGAAGCAGACCCCCGCGCUGCCGUCCAGGCCCCCCGCCUGGGAGAAGCGGGGGGAGGAGGAGGAGAAGAAGCCCCUGGUUCGGCAGGGCAGCUUCACGGUGGAGAAGCCCAGCGCCCACGUGCCCCAGGAGCUGAUCCCGCGCAUCGCCCAGGGCCCCGCCCCCCCGGCCCGCCAGCGCAGCGACUCUGGGGGCAGCCUGGACACCGUGGCCCUGCUCCGGGACACCGAGGCCGUCAUGGCCUUCCUGGAGGCCCGGCUGCGGGACGAGGGCGAGCCGACCCCCCCAGGGCCCGCGGACCGCCCCCCUCCCGCCGCGGACUCCGCGUCGAGCCAGGCGGCGCGGGACGCCGAGCGCAAGAGCGCCCCCAAGAGGCGCACGCUCAGCAGCCUGCACAAGGAGAAGAGCGCCGCCACGCCCAGCUCCACCGCCCGCGAGCACCUGGAGAGGAGGGCCAGGCCCCGCCCCUCCGAGAGCCGGGAGCCCCGUAACCCCGCCCACCCCGGCCCCCGCUCCCGCCGGCCCUCGCUGGACCUGACGGACGACGACCCGGCCUCGUCCCUCCCCCACUCCGCCUUCUCCUCCGACCAGGAGACGGGCUCCGCCCGCUCGCACGGGCGCGGCCAGCUCACUUCCUCCUCCGCCCGCGUCCCGCUCUCCAAACCGGAGUCGGGCUCCGCCCUGCGGCCCCGCCCCACCCGCACCUCCCUCCUGCGGCGGGCGCGGCUGGGCGAGGCCUCAGACACGGACCUGGCGGACGCCGACCGGGCGUCGGUGGCCUCGGAGGUGUCCACCACCAGCUCCACGUCCCGGCAGCCGGCCGGCCGCAAGGCGCCGUCGCGCAUCGACCUGCUGGCGCAGCCGCGCCGGACCCGGCCGGGCUCGCUGUCGGCCCGCAGCGACUCGGAGGCCACGCUCGCCCGGGGCUCCGCCUCCACCCGCCUCUCCGCCGAGACCGCCCUGCGCCUGGGGCUCCGCUCCGGCUCCGCCGCCGACGCCAAGCCGCCGGCCCGCCUGCGGGCCAACAGCGUCACCAAGCUGCCCGACGCCAAGGCCAAGCCCGCGUCCUCUGCGCACAGCGCCUCCGCAGCCCCUGGCCGAUGGCGGCGCCUGCCCCCAGAGUACGCCUCCACGUCCGAGGACGAGUUUGGCUCCAAUCGCAAUGCCCCAAAACCGGGCCGUCUGCGCCCCGGAAGCGCCCUGCGGGGGGCCCGUCUGGGAGGCUCCACCCCUGCCCUGCCCGGCAGCUCUGGGGGCGUGGCACUCCGACACCAUCGCAUGAGGGACCAGGAGGAGUACAUCCGGGAUUGGACCUCCCACAGUGAGGAGAUCGCCAGGUUAUUUCCCUGUGUGCGCAGGAUCAGUCAGGACCUGGCGAAGGAUCUGGCGAUUUUGGCACGCGAGAUCCACGACGUGGCGGGCGAGAUCGACUCGGUCGGCUCCUCCGGCACCGCGCCCAGCACCACAGUAAGCACCGCUGCGACCACACCUGGAUCCGCCAUCGACACCCGCGAAGAGCUGGUGGACCGCGUGUUUGACGAAAGCCUGAACUUCAGGAAGAUCCCGCCCAUCGUGCUGACCAAAGCCCCCGAGAUCAACGGCCGGCCGGCUGAGCUCCGCCUCCGGCCCCCCGACGCCCGCGAAGCCCAGACCGCCUUGCGCCGCCGAACCUGGAACCGGGAGGAGGCUGUGUUGGACAGUUUGCUGCUGACGUCAGUUUCCCAACUCUCUGUAAAAAUCCGCCAAUCUAUGGACAAAACAGCGGGCAAAAUAAGGAUAUUGUUUAAGGACAAAGACCGGAACUGGGAUGAAAUCGAAAGCAAGCUCCAGUCCGAGAGUGACAUGCCUCUUCUCAAAACAUCCAACAAGGAGAUCUCCUCCAUUCUGCUGGAGCUGAAGAGGGUGGAGAAGCAGCUUCAGGUAAUCAACGUCAUGGUGGAUCCGGACGGCACUCUGGAGGCCCUGACGAGCCCCACCCUGCCCAAACACAGCACCAGCACCGGCCCCCAGGGGCCCCUCUCGAGGAAUGGCACGGCACAGGCCCCCCUGACCUCCACCCCCGCCGGGGAGACGGAACGGGACCCCUGUCUCAGGCUGGGCCGUCUUCACCCGAGCGGAGAGGAGAGCUCUGCCUCUUGCAAGUGAGAGUCAAGCCACCUCGCAACGUCUGGAAACCCUGAAAAUCAACAUAUCUGGCAACCUUGAAACUCAGGCCUGGUUACCCUGAAAAGUAUCAUGUCCGGCAACCCUGAAGCAACCUUUUAACUAGCAUUAGCAACCCUGAAACCUCUGAGAAUAUACAUGUACAGCACAGGUAUAUGCUUGUAUUCUUAUCUUCCCCCUAUGAUGUAGCCCCCUGAGACACAUAGCUCCACCUCCAUCCUAGCCCCAGCCUAUCAUCCCUACCAAGCCAGGGUUGCCAUGUUCAGCUGAUUGGCAUUUUCCAGCUGAGUGUAGGUUCCCCAUUUCCCUCCAGGGUAACAGACAGAGCUGUUCAGCUCAGCAGCAUAUCUAUGGGCAGGUUCUUGUGAGGGGGCGGAGGUCUGCUCUGACACCCUGCGCUGUCAGGGACUCUCUCACUGCGGACCGUCUGUGUGGGGCUCUUCAGACAGACCACCAGGUGGCGCUUCUGUAAAAGGCUGACGUCAGUACCUCCGGAUCGGUUCUGCUCUUUUUUUCGGGUGCAGGCUGGUAUGCGCGGGUUUGUUUUAUGGAUUCCGAGUGACAGCACAUCCUGUCUCCUUUGGACGUAGCUCACCACUCCUCGUGAAUGCCAAAUAUUUUGCGAAGACUUGUUCAGUCCAGGGACAUUCGCCACUGCUCAUCUGCACGCCAGCCUCGACUCCAAGGGGACGCUGUGGAUAUGCUUCUGUUUUCUGUGGAGGAAGACUCCACCUUUCAGACAACAGGGAUCCGAAACACUCACUCAGAAAGGAUUUGCAGGGCUCUUUUCUUUUGAGCACUGUCUUCAGCGCUAACUGUUCAUUACUCUUUAGUUGCCAACCAUGUUACAGCCUGUGGAUUUUCCCUGUGUAAUAUAUAUAUUUUUUUGUUGUCCCCCCCCUUUUUCCCCACUUUGGAAUGCCCUGUGCAAACCAGCUUGUGCUCUCCUCAGAAGCGUGAGGUCACGCCACCACUUCCUAUCACAACGCAGUUUGCAGGUUGCGCUCACGGACGUGAGUGUGAGGAAGACGCUUCACGUGCGGCUUAACAGGCGGAUUUGCAGGUGCAUUACUGACCAGCAGGGGUCGCUGCUUCACAACGAAAUGCUGUCAUCCCAGCUGACCUAAACCCUCUCAUCCCCGGGUGUGCUUGAGCCAAUAAUAUCCAAUAAUGCAACAAUGCAUUUCCCUGCAGGGCUGUCACCCAGUCAACACUGGCACCGUCCAUGUUCUAUACCACACCAUGGGGCCCGUCCAUGCACUAGAACAGUGCCUUAUCAGGAUGAGCCACCCAUCCGCCCAGGUCCUAUGUGUUUCAAAAAACACAGAUACUGUUGUUUUUCUGCUAGUCAAGCGCACAUUCUGUUUUCAAUAACAAGUGCAUUAUGCUGUUGUGACAUUGACAACAUUUAGCCUGUUCAUGAUCCAUCUUUCUGGACUGAUACUAAAGCAACAAAAAAGUCUUAAAAAAAAUGAAUUCCUUGACUUGUAAUGUGAACUGAUGAGUUUGUUAACCACUUUCGGGUAUGCAUUACCAAAAAGAAGGGCCUACCUGUUUAAAGAAAUAUGGCAUACUAUAAGUAUGAAAUAACUUUUUCAGCAGUUUAUUUUUAACCUGGUUUGUUCAGGUAAUUUCCUUUUCUGUCAUAAUAAUGGAUAUUUUUAUGAGUAUAAAAACAGUUUUUCAGUCCAAAAUCAGGAGACAUACAUAUAUGUGUUUGUGUGUACAUGUGUUUAUACACAUUUAUAUACGUUGCACUUGUACCAGUGUGAAUUUCAGUGAUAUCAUGUGCAGUAUGCAGGGUGGCCAUUUCCUGGUUAAAUGUACCAGACCUAGGCUCAGCUUGCUCUAUAGUACCUGGGCUAGAAACCUUUUACAAAAAGACUGAGAAACUCAUUCAGUGUACAGCAUACUUAACAUUUCAACACUUAGUAACUGACUGGACCCAUUCUAUGGAAUAUGCUACCUGUGCCCAAAUACAUGUGUAGGAAGUAUGUGUUGAGCUGUAGGAAGUGUUUUAUCUUCUUUUGUUGUUAAUGCUCUUAAAAUUUCACAGAGUAGUGGCUCUGCGUGUUUCAAGAGCGGCUCUCAGGUCUGUAGGUAUGUUUCUAGAGCGGCUCUCAGGUCUGUAGGCGUGUUCCUAGAGCAACUCUCAGGUCUGUAGGCCUGUUUCUAGAGCGGCUCUCAGGUCUGUAGGCAUGUUUCUAGGGCGGCUCUCAGGUCUGUAGGCAUGUUUCUAGAGCGGCUCUCAGGUCUGUAGGUAUGUUUCUAGAGCGGCUCUCAGGUCUGUAGGUAUGUUUCUAGAGCAGCUCUCAGGUCUGUAGGCCUGUUCCUAGAGCAGCUCUCAGGUCUGUAGGCCUGUUUCUAGAGCAGCUCUCAGGUCUGUAGGCCUGUUUCUAGAGCAGCUCUCAGGUCUGUAGGUAUGUUUCUAGAGCAGCUCUCAGGUCUGUAGGUAUCUUCCUAUGUCUUCCUCAUAUCUGUAGAUGUGUUUCUUUCCUGCUUUUCUGUACUGCGUUUACCUUUAACUCUUCACACAACAUGUCCCCUGCCUUUUCAUCUAACAGUCUGUACCAUAGAAAGAAAGAUGCAUUAAUGGUAGUCUUAUGGUUUCCCUUGACUUAAGCAAUACUGAAAUUUGGUACCAGGAAAUAUGCUCCUUUGUCUGUUAUGUUCGGUAUACAAGUGUGUGACAUCACUAAGUGCCCAGUAUUAAAACGGAAAAGGAAACAAAUCAUAGGGUGAAUAAAUGCUUGAUUAGAACAUGAUUUUAUUUUGCACAUUUGAAGCUGCUGAUUUGCAGUCUGCCUUCUCAUUCCUGGGGAAACGUUCACACGUCAGACUGAACAGCUAAACCCAGGCUGUCGCACCUCCUUCUGCGGUUGUGGCUCCUUGUACCGUUUCACAAUUAAGAAUGCAACUUAAUUGGGAAUUUUCAGACUUCUGUACAAUCUGCAUUAAAGUACAUUUUUUAGAAAUGGAACAAGUGAUCGGUACACUUUUGUUUGCUUGUCUCUGAAAGUGUUUACAAAUUUAUCAGUGUUUUUGACUUUUGUUUUAUUUUUUUUAUGAAGUUUAUUUAUUUUUCCCAUGUUUUAAUGUUAUUUUGUUUUUUUAUGUAUUUGCAUUUUGUUAAUUGCAUCUUCUACUUUCAAUAAAACAGAACAUGGAUUCUGGA
Molecule: messenger RNA, 7771 nt
Organism: Anguilla rostrata (American eel)
Lineage: Eukaryota; Metazoa; Chordata; Actinopteri; Anguilliformes; Anguillidae
Product: centrosomal protein of 170 kDa-like
Exons: 20
Coding region: 226-4578 (1450 amino acids)
Cellular component (GO): centriole
Molecular function (GO): protein binding
Source: RefSeq, a predicted model, not a curated record